This is a messenger RNA of Pyrus x bretschneideri (Chinese white pear), 1530 nucleotides long. RefSeq lists its product as uncharacterized. The record is from RefSeq and is a predicted model, not a curated record. The transcript has a single exon. Lineage: Eukaryota; Viridiplantae; Streptophyta; Magnoliopsida; Rosales; Rosaceae. The coding region runs from base 59 to 682 and encodes 207 amino acids.
UAGAACUCUUAUACUUCUCAAUCAAUCAUUGAGAAGUACAAAACCAUAAAAACGAAAAAUGGCUGAGAAGUACAGUCACAUGGGACCGGUUCCUGUGCUCCACGGAAAAGAUGAAGAAUCCGCGGUGUAUUUGCAAUCUGAGGAGCUCAGACGUCAAAAAAGAAGGAUGAUGUACAAGUACAUUGGUAUUUUCCUUGUAGUUCAUAUCAUAGUAAUCACAAUAAUUGCACUCACUGUGAUGAAGGUUAAGUUCCCGAAGGUCAGGUUAGGCAACAUCAACGUCCGAAGCCUCAACUCUGACCCAACAACACCUUCGUUUGACACGAGCUUCACAACCCAAGUAAGUGUCAAGAACACAAACUGGGGUUCUUACAAGUUUGACGCUGGCACUGUCACGUUUUUGCACCAAGGCGUGACUAUAGGGCAAGUUUCAAUUCCGAAGGGCCAAGCUGGAAUGCGUUCCACCAAGAAGGUCAGUGCCACGGUGAGUUUGAACUCGCAUGGCAGUUCCAAUCUUGGCAGUGAAUUGAAGAGUGGGAUGUUGACGCUGAGCAGCCAAGCCAAAUUGAGUGGAAAAGUUAAAUUGUUUUUAAUUAUGAAGAAAAAGAAGAGUGCUACAAUGAAUUGCACCGUAACAAUCGAUUUGUCAACUAAGACGGUCAAAACUCUAAAAUGCAAAUGAUCACAAACUAAGCAGUGAGUGAAAGAGGAUUGGAGUUGAACUGCGUUUUAUUAAAUCAUUAAUUAGGAUUUUUUCUUUUUCUUUUAAGGUUUGUGCUUGAAGAAUUGGAAAUUGGGACCUAUUCCAAGGUAUUGGGAACACAGCCACACCAAUAACCAGUCGGUUUCAUAUGAUUUAUUAUUAUUUGUGUGAUGCUUGAACUUUUUUUGAACGCGAAGAAGCAGCGGUUAUGCAGUCUUUCUCAUUUUUUAUUUGUUCUUCUUUUAGACUUUUUUGUUUGGUUGAAUACAGAGAAGGACUGCAUAACCGCUGCUUCUUCACGUUCAAAAGAAGUAAAUAAAUAAAACGAAACGUAGGAAAAAUAUACUAGAAAAAAGAUAAGGAAGAUACUGCCUGGAGGCUGGAAUUAUGUCACCUAGAUAUUUAUCUUUGAGAAUUAUUUAUAGUAGAUCAAACAGCAUCUUAAGCUGGACAAAUUAGACAGCAAUGUCACACCCCACUGCAAACAAGACCACAGCUUGUAAUUUGUCCCGUUGUAAGACAAAGACUAGGCAUUAAUUAGGUAUUAAUUAGUCAGUUGAAGUUAGGGUUGGAUUGGAUGAAUCUGAAGGGGUGACCAUCCCAAACAAUGGAAAUUUUUACCACUUUACUAAAGUUUCUGUUAGUUUAUAGGCUCCAUGCAUGUCGCAAUCUUUAUGGUCCUUCUCAAUUACUAAAUGUUUGAAUUUUACUACAUACUAUUUUGGGAUGAAAGUGUCAAUAUUUUGUUACAGAGGUUUCCAAAGGAUCUGUUCAAAACCUAAAACAACAGCACUAUCAAUCUUCAUUUAACCAAAGAAAAAAGAGUA